Messenger RNA from Adineta ricciae, 615 nucleotides. The record is from the annotation of a GenBank genome assembly. Lineage: Eukaryota; Metazoa; Rotifera; Eurotatoria; Adinetida; Adinetidae.
AUGCUAACAACGAUGCAACUAACCUUUGCUCUCAUGUGUAUCGUAGCAUCUUUAUCUGUCGUUCAAUCGUCGACAGAAAAAUCUGGCCAUAAGACAAAGGAAGACUGUCUUGAAGAACUACUGACCAAAGAACUUUCCAAUUCAUACAAUUAUCUACAAUUAUCAUCGAAAGUCGGUACAACACAAGGUUUCGCCGGCUUCUCGAGUUUAUACCUCAAAUUGAGCGACGAUGGUGUAUCAAAAGCUCAUGAUCUCGCCAAAUUUCUAGUUCUACGUCAAUUUGAUUCUCUGGAUUUAAUCGAUAAGAGCGGAAUCGAAAUUCACAGCGGCAUACACAACUUAGCAAACGAUAUCGUUUUCGGAAGUUUAGAGCAAGCCAAACUUCAAAAUGAUCAAACACUGGAAAAAGUUCAUGCUUGCCAUAAAUUAGGAGAUGCAAAUGUACAAGAUUAUCUCGAAUCCAACGUUUUAGAUUAUCACAUCGAAAUCGAUAAAUUCUUACAAGAUUUGAAAGAACGACUUGCUUCAACCACAGACAAAGAACUCACGAAGUAUAUGGUUGAUGAAGAACUUUUGAAUACGUACGGUGAUUAUCGAAAAGAAGUUUUUUCUUGA